Leopardus geoffroyi (Geoffroy's cat) is the source of this 1956-nucleotide messenger RNA. It is a transcript of the gene RFC5, whose product is annotated as replication factor C subunit 5. The coding region runs from base 147 to 1169 and encodes 340 amino acids. NCBI's taxonomy places the organism in Eukaryota, Metazoa, Chordata, Mammalia, Carnivora, Felidae. The record is from RefSeq and is a predicted model, not a curated record. The transcript has 11 exons. Gene Ontology annotation, biological process: DNA-templated DNA replication; DNA repair. Gene Ontology annotation, molecular function: DNA binding; ATP hydrolysis activity; ATP binding. Gene Ontology annotation, cellular component: nucleus; DNA replication factor C complex.
CUGGCGCUAAAUCUCGCGGGAGUUGCUUUUGCGCGCGAACUCUAAGUGCCAGGGUCCCGGGGUCCGCUUGUGGCUGGCUAGUGGCUGUGCAGGCCUCCGGGGGACGCGACGACUCCAGCGGACCCGGACACCUUCUUCACCCCGCCAUGGAGACCUCAGCGAAGAAGGAGCAGCAGCAGCCCGCGGAGGCCAAGAUCAGAAACCUGCCCUGGGUUGAAAAAUACCGGCCACAGACACUGAAUGAUCUGAUUUCUCAUCAGGACAUUUUGAGUACCAUUCAGAAAUUUAUUAGCGAAGACCGACUGCCGCACCUGCUUCUCUAUGGUCCUCCAGGGACAGGAAAGACCUCUACCAUCCUAGCCUGUGCUAAACAGCUAUACAAAGAUAAGGAAUUUGGCUCCAUGGUCUUGGAGCUGAAUGCUUCAGACGACCGAGGAAUAGAUAUCGUUCGGGGACCAAUCCUGAGCUUUGCCAGCACAAGGACAAUAUUUAAGAAAGGCUUCAAACUAGUGAUCUUGGAUGAAGCUGACGCCAUGACUCAAGACGCCCAGAACGCCUUGAGGAGAGUGAUUGAGAAAUUUACCGAAAAUACCCGCUUUUGCCUCAUCUGUAACUAUCUGUCAAAGAUCAUCCCCGCCUUGCAGUCCCGCUGUACGAGGUUCCGAUUCGGUCCUCUGACUCCUGAACUCAUGGUUCCCCGCCUGGAACAUGUUGUAGAAGAAGAGAAGGUGGACAUAAGUGAGGACGGGAUGAAAGCACUUGUGACUCUUUCCAGCGGAGAUAUGCGAAGGGCUCUGAACAUUCUGCAGAGCACCAAUAUGGCCUUUGGGAAGGUGACAGAGGAGACCGUCUACACCUGCACUGGGCACCCACUCAAGUCAGACAUCGCCAACAUUCUGGACUGGAUGUUGAAUCAAGACUUCACGACAGCCUACAGAAAUAUUACAGAGUUGAAAACGCUGAAGGGGUUGGCGUUACAGGACAUCCUGACAGAGAUACACUUGUUUGUGCACAGAGUUGACUUUCCAUCUUCAGUUCGAGUACAUUUAUUGACCAAAAUGGCAGACAUUGAGUACAGACUUUCUGUUGGCACCAACGAGAAGAUUCAGCUGAGUUCCCUCAUAGCCGCUUUCCAGGUCACCAGGGACCUGAUCGUCACAGAGGCCUAAAUGCUGAGGACCAUUCUCCACCAUUCGCGGGCCCCACAGUGACUGGAGGAGAGGGGACUCUGUCACGGGAUGAACUGCUGUGCGGGCUUGGGGAUGAAGCCACAGUCACCCCAAGUUUUGGAAAACUGUUCCAGACACGGGUGGGCAAAGGUUUAAAAAGUACCAUUUUUGUGUUUGGAGCAGGUAUAUACAAAACAGUUUUAAUAUACAGCUCUCUUAUUGCACUGCCCAUUUGUGUUUUACAGGAAAAAAGAGUAAAAUGCUUUCUUUUAGCCUUAAGGCUUUUUACCAUUCAAUUGCUUAGAUGGCAGGAAAUUGGCCUACCCCAUUUUGGUCUAGAACAAAAGGCUUCCAAAUCUCAUGUGGUACCAGUGUCUUCUAUCACUCAAGGUAAACUGAACAUCUCCAGAAUCAAGUGUGUAAAUCUAAUCUGUGGCACCAUCUCCAUAUCUACUUUAUAAAGGUGUUAAUGAAGAAAAAAAUAGGUGUUAAUGGAUUUCUGGCCCAUUAACCUGAGGCACAGGGCCUCAGGUUCCCUUACGUGAAAAGUGUCUAUUUCUCCUCUUAAAGUAGGUUCCUAACUGCGGUGUGGACAGUGAAGAGUCACUUUGUGCCUGUGGGGGCCAGGCCUAGGACUCCCUCCUUAAUGCAAGGAGGGCAGGCAAGUGUGGGCCGGACUCGAAGCCGCAAGGACAAGGCCCUGUGCAGUGUGGCAGUUUAUUUUAGAGCAAACAGGCUGCAUUUAUGAUAGUGUUCUUCUCAAUAAAAAUAAAGCAGCUUGUGUGUU